AUGGCUGUCUCUCUGGUUGCCGAAGAAAGAAACCUGCGGCACAUCUGGAUCGCAUUAGAAGGAGAGUCUAACGCCCCGCGGCUCGGCUCCAGCUGCGCGCACGUGCGCGUUUCUCCGUUUCUCCGUAGGCUCGUCGUGGGGGCUCCCACCGCCGACUGGCUCGCCAACGCCUCCGUGGUGCAUCCCGGGGCCAUUUACAAAUGCCAGAUCGGACAGAACCCAAACCGGACUUGCCAACAGCUCCAGCUGGGUAGCCCUGGUGGAGACCCUUGUGGAAAGACUUGUUUGGAAGAAAGAGACAAUCAAUGGUUGGGGGUCACGCUUUCCAGACAGCCAGGAGAAAAUGGAUCCAUCGUGACUUGUGGGCAUAGAUGGAAAAAUAUAUUUUACAUGAAGAAUGAAAAUAAGCUUCCCACGGGUGUUUGCUAUAAAAUGCCCUCUGAUUUCCGAACAGCACUGAGUACAAGAAUAGCUCCAUGUUAUCAAGAUUAUGUGAAAACUUUUGGAGAGAAUUUUGCAUCAUGUCAAGUUGGAAUAUCUAGUUUUCACACGAAGGAUUUAAUUGUGAUGGGAGCUCCAGGAUCAUUUUAUUGGACUGGCUCUAUUUUUGCCUACAAUAUAACUUCAAAUAAAUAUGUGGCUUUUUCAGACGGAGACAAUCAAGUAAAAUUUGGAAGUUACUUAGGAUACUCAGUUGGAGCUGGUCAUUUUUGGAGUAGGGAUACCACCGAAGUCAUCGGAGGAGCUCCUCAGCAUGAACAGAUUGGUAAAGCAUACAUAUUCAGAAUUGAUGAAAGAAAACUAACGAUCUUACAUGAAAUGAAAGGUAAAAAGCUUGGCUCUUAUUUUGGAGCUUCUAUCUGUGCCGUGGACCUCAACGCAGACGGCUUCUCGGACGUGCUGGUGGGAGCUCCCAUGCAGAGCAGCAUCAGGGAGGAAGGCAGAGUGUUCGUGUACAUCAACUCCGGCUCAGGAGCAGUAAUGAAUGAAAUGGAAACAGCGCUUGUUGGAAGUGACAAAUAUGCUGCAAGAUUUGGGGAAUCUAUAGUUAAUCUUGGUGACAUCGAUAAUGAUGGCUUUGAAGAUGUUGCUAUUGGAGCCCCACAGGAAGAUGACUUGCGAGGCGCCAUUUAUAUUUACAAUGGUGGAGCAGAUGGGAUCUCAUCGGCCUUCUCACAGAGAAUUGAAGGGCUUCAAAUCAGCAAAUCCUUAAGUAUGUUUGGACAGUCCAUAUCUGGGCAAAUCGAUGCAGAUAAUAAUGGAUAUAUGGGUGAUUAAUAUUGCUAAUUUUAUUUCCUCCUUAGGACAAGACCUGUAGUGAUUGUCGAAGCUUCUUUAAACCAUCCUGAGUCAGUAAAUAGAACAAAUUUUGACUGUAUUGAAAAUGGAUUGCCUUCUGUGUGCAUGGAUCUAACACUCUGUUUCUCAUACAAGGGCAAAGAGGUUCCAGGUUAUAUUGUUUUGUUUUAUAACAUGAGUUUGGAUGUGAGCAGAAAGGCGGAGUCUCCAUCAAGGUUUUACUUCUCUUCUAAUGGAACUUCCGAUGUGGUUACAGGAAGCAUCAAAGUAUCACGCACAGUCGCUAACUGUAGAAAACAUCAAGCAUUUAUGCGGAAAGAUGUGCGAGACAUCCUCAAUCCAAUUCAGAUUGUAGCUGCUUACCACCUUGGGCAUGAUAUCACCAGUAAACGAAGUAUAAAGGAAUUCCCACCACUCCAGCCAAUUCUUCAGCAAAAGAAAGAAAAAGACAUAAUUGAAAAAACAAUAAACUUUGCAAGGUUUUGUGCCCAUGAAAAUUGUUCUGCUGAUUUACAAGUUUCUGGGAAAAUUGGAUUUUUGAAGCCAUACGAAAAUAAAACCUAUCUCGCUGUUGGAAGUAUGAAGACAUUAAUGUUGAAUGUGUCCUUGUUUAAUGCUGGAGAUGAUGCAUAUGAAACAACUCUGCAUAUCAAACUACCCACUGGUCUUUACCUCAUUAAGAUUUUAGAUCUGGAAGAGAAGCAAAUAAACUGUGACGUAACAGACAGCUCUGGCAUAGUAAAAAUUGACUGUAAUGUUGGUUACAUAUAUAUAGAUCAUUUCUCAAGGGUAGAUGUGAGCUUUCUGCUGGAUGCGAGCUCCCUGAGCAGAGCAGAAGAGGAUCUCAGCAUCACAGUGCAUGCCUCCUGCAAAAACGAAGGGGAGAUGGACCAUCUGAAGCUUAACAAAGUGACUUUGGCAGUACCUCUGAGGUAUGAAGUCAUGCUCACUGUGCACGGGUUUAUAAAUCCAACUUCACUUGUGUAUGGAUCAAAGGAGGACCAUGAGCCCGAAACAUGCAUGACAGAGAAAAUGAACUUCACUUUCCAUGUUAUCAACACAGGCCCUAGCAUGGCUCCAAAUGUUAGUGUGGAAAUAAUGGUCCCAAAUUCUUUUAUCCCCCAAACUGAUAAGUUGUUCAACAUUUUGGAUGUCCAGACUAGUUCAGGAGAAUGCCAUUUUAAAAAUUAUCAAAGAAUGUGCACAUCAGAAAAGAAAAGAGAUACAAUGGAGGCCCUAAGAGACAUAUAUAAAUUCUUUACGAGGACUGAUAAGAGGCUAUUGUACUGCACAAAAGCUGAUCCACAUUGUUUGAAUUUCUCAUGUAAUUUUGGAAAAAUGGAAAGUGGGAAAGAAGCCAGUGUUCACAUUCAGCUGGAAGGCCGGCCAUCCAUCUUAGAAAUGGAUGAGACUUCAGCACUCAAGUUUGAAAUAAGAGCGACAGCUUUUCCAGAGCCACAUCCAAAAAUUAUUGAACUAAACAAGGAUGACAAUGUUGCACACGUUUGGCUCGAAGGACUACAUCAUCAAAAACCCACACGUCAUCUGACCUUAGCAAUUAUUUCAAGUAGCUUGAUACUCGGACUUAUUUUACUUUUGUUGAUUUCAUAUGUUAUGUGGAAGGCUGGCUUCUUUAAAAGACAGUACAAAUCCAUCCUACAAGAAGAAAACAGAAGAGACAGUUGGAAUUACAUUAACAGUAAAAGCAAUGAUGAUGAUGAUGAUGAUUAAAGAUUUCUUUUAAAUUGAGAAAACUAAGACUCAG
Messenger RNA from Myotis brandtii (Brandt's bat), 3064 nucleotides. RefSeq names its product integrin, alpha 4 (antigen CD49D, alpha 4 subunit of VLA-4 receptor) (gene ITGA4). Lineage: Eukaryota; Metazoa; Chordata; Mammalia; Chiroptera; Vespertilionidae. The transcript is spliced from 27 exons. Gene Ontology annotation, cellular component: integrin complex; external side of plasma membrane. Gene Ontology annotation, molecular function: integrin binding. Gene Ontology annotation, biological process: integrin-mediated signaling pathway; cell-matrix adhesion; cell adhesion mediated by integrin. The record is from RefSeq and is a predicted model, not a curated record.